Molecule: messenger RNA, 1632 nt
Organism: Striga hermonthica
Lineage: Eukaryota; Viridiplantae; Streptophyta; Magnoliopsida; Lamiales; Orobanchaceae
Source: the annotation of a GenBank genome assembly
AUGGGAAACUGCAACGCCUGCAUAAGGCCUUCGGAGAAAAGCGAUGCCCCAGCUUCAAAACCCCAAACCCCCAAACACCGCAAAAAACCCCACGAGCGAUACCCCAACCCCUACGCCCAAUCCCCGACUCCGAUACGCGUCCUCAAGGACUUCAUCCCCAGGACGAGAAUCUCCGACAAGUACAUCCUCGGUCGCGAGCUCGGGCGGGGGGAAUUCGGGGUGACGUACCUCUGCACCGACCGGGAGACACGCGAGGCUCUCGCUUGCAAGUCGAUCUCCAAGAAGAAGCUCCGCACGGCGGUGGACGUUGAGGACGUCCGCCGUGAGGUGGCCAUCAUGGCGAGCCUGCCGGACCACCCGAACGUCGUGAAGCUGCGGGCCACCUACGAGGACAACGAGGCUGUUCACUUGGUCAUGGAGCUGUGCGAGGGAGGGGAGCUUUUCGACAGGAUAGUGGCGCGUGGACACUACAGCGAGAGGGCCGCAGCGGCAGUGGCGAAGACGGUGGCGGAGGUGGUGAGGAUGUGUCACCAUAACGGGGUUAUGCAUCGUGACUUGAAGCCGGAGAAUUUCUUGUUUGCGAACAAGAAGGAGAAUUCGGCUCUCAAAGCGAUUGAUUUUGGGCUCUCAGUGUUUUUCAAGCCUGGUGAAAGGUUUUCUGAGAUCGUGGGGAGUCCUUACUAUAUGGCACCGGAAGUUCUGAAAAGAAACUAUGGACCUGAAGUCGACAUUUGGAGCGCCGGUGUGAUUCUUUAUAUUUUGUUAUGUGGGGUUCCUCCCUUCUGGGCUGAAACCGAGCAAGGCGUUGCUCUAGCAAUUUUAAGGGGAGCAAUUGAUUUCAAGAGGGAACCAUGGCCUCAAGUUUCAGAUAGUGCAAAAAGUCUUGUUAGGCAGAUGUUAGAGCCCGAUCCUAAAAGGCGUUUGACAGCCCAGCAAGUGCUUGAUCACCCGUGGAUACAAAAUGCAAAGAAGGCAUCAAAUGUUCCCCUUGGAGAUAUUGUGAGGGCCAGACUCAAGCAGUUUUCUGUUAUGAAUAGAUUUAAAAAGAAAGCACUACGAGUGAUAGCAGAACAUCUAUCAGUGGAAGAGGUAGAAGUAAUUCGAGAUAUGUUUGCACUAAUGGAUACUGACAAUGACGGGAAAGUUACAUAUGAAGAACUAAAGGAUGGUUUACGAAAAGUGGGUUCCCAGCUGGCCGAGCCCGAGAUAAAACUGCUAAUGGAUGUGGCUGAUGUGGAUGGAAAUGGAGUUUUGGACUAUGGAGAGUUUGUUGCAGUCACCAUCCACUUGCAGAGGAUGGAGAACGAUGAGCAUAUCCGAAGAGCAUUUACGUUCUUCGACAAAAACAAAAACGGGUACAUCGAGCUCAACGAGCUUCGAGAAGCCUUGGAAGAUGAAUCAGGUGAAGCCGAUCUUGAUGUUGUUAAUGACAUUAUGCGGGAAGUUGACACAGACAAGGACGGUCAAAUUAGUUACGAUGAGUUUGUGGCGAUGAUGAAAACUGGAACCGAUUGGAGAAAAGCAUCUCGACAGUAUUCGAGAGAGAGGUUCAAGAGUUUGAGCCUUAAUCUAAUGAAAGAUGGUUCUUUGCAGCUCCAGGAUGGGUUUACCGGUCAAACUGUUGUGGUUUGA